CACCCUCACUCAAACGUCACUUGCUUUGCAGGGGAGCAAGGGUUGUCUCUCACAGCCACCACUCUCCCUCCAACCUCGAGCUAGGAAGGCAUCAACGCUCGUUCUCGUCAUAUGCGACGCUUGCUUUUUCUGCUUCACAAUGGGUCCAAACGCCCCCGAACUCGCAACCAACGCCGAGCUGGUGGGAUCCGAGAGGAACUUAGGAAGUGUUCUCCUCGGAGGCAAUGAUCAAAGAACAACAACCUGAAGAAGGAGGGUGACAUAUUGGUCUCUAUCUUCGGUCUCCCCCCUCCCCUUCAAAUUUCCAGAGCAGCAUCGCAGACUUGGCUCUGUCCGGAGGCUCCUGGUCAAGACAUGUCUUGUGCGACCCAUCUUCAGCGUCCGCAAAAAAGCACUUACUUGCCUUACUCAGAGCCCAGGUAUGGAUCUUCAAGGUCCCGAAGAGAGAUUGUGCUCAUGCUCCCGUUGCUCUCCGAGGCCCGCGGGAGCCAAGUGGGAACCCAUGCCUUAUGAUCAUAAACAUGCUCGAGCCCCCAAGGACGCCGGCGAUGCUUCUCGCCUGACUUCCGUUCGUUUUCCAUCCCACUCCCUUCUCUUCCCGUGCAGUAGCUCACCCAUGUGGCUUGUCUCCCCCGAUAAGCCAAGACACCCUGUCGGUGUCAAAGCUGAUUGGUCCCCCGCGAAUUGCUUCUUUCCAGAAAAAGUACCAGGCCUUCUGCAAACCAUUGCUAGCCUGCUGCCGCUCAUCACUUUCUUCUGGGAAGAUCAAGUUUUUCGCCUCCAGGCAUACUAUCUAUUAUUGGGUGUGGAAGACAUCCCUCCCGUCCCUUCGUUCUUCUCUGUCUCUCGUUUACUCUUGUUCUAUCCGGCACAUCCGACAAUAUCUGCACCUCACAAACGACCACUUAUACACUUGUACACCACCUCACCAUACACGACUGAAGGCAGCAAAAUAACCUCCUGGACGGCCAAGUCCACACACCUUCAAAAUGGCCGCUAAUACCAACAACCAAGAACUCUCCAACCUACCAUACAUCCCACUCGAACCCUUCACAGGAACUGACCCAGCAGGAGGCGAUGCCCUCGUCGAAGACCUCAAUGUCUGGUACCAAGCCGGCGACAUCUCCUUCAUGAUCAUGUCCACAGCCUUCGUCUUGCUCAUGAUUCCCGGCGUUGGCUUCUUCUAUUCCGGUCUCGCACGCCGAAAGUCGGCACUCUCCCUCAUCUGGCUCUCAGUCAUGGCCGCGGCCGUGUCAACCUUUCAGUGGUUCUUUUGGGGCUACUCUCUCACCUUUUCACAUUCCGCUGGCCCCUUCAUUGGGGACCUCUCCAACUUUGGCUUCCGAAACGUCCUCGCCCAUCCCUCCGUUGCCUCGAGCCGCAUCCCCGAUUUGCUUUUUGCUGUUUACCAAGGCAUGUUCUCGGCUAUUACCAUCGCCCUGGCCACCGGAGCCGUAGCAGAGCGCGGGAGGAUGCUUCCAUGUGUUAUCUUCAUGUUUUUAUGGCUCACUGUUGUGUAUGAUGCCGUUGCUUGCUGGACUUGGAAUCCAUCGGGCUGGUCCAACAAAAUGGGUGGGUUGGACUUUGCAGGUGGGACACCGGUUCAUAUUGCCUCUGGAGCGGCCGCUUUGGCGUAUAGUAUGAUGCUUGGAAAGAGGAGGGGUCAUGGCACCCACGAGUUGAACUACCGGCCGCACAAUGUGACGCAUAUUGUCAUUGGAACAGUUUUCCUGUGGGUUGGGUGGUUUGGUUUCAAUGCUGGGUCUGCGCUGGCCGCGAACAUGAGGGCUAUUAUGGCGGCCGUGGUGACCAACUUGAGCGCUUGUGUGGGUGGGAUUACGUGGUGUGUGUUGGAUUACAGGCUGGAGAGGAAGUGGUCGACGGUUGGAUUUUGCUCGGGGGUUGUGGCUGGGUUGGUGGCUAUUACGCCUGGUUCUGGUUACGUCCCAGUCUGGGCUGCCGUACCAUGCGGCAUCAUGGGCGCCUCUUUUGCCAACUACGCCACCAAGCUCAAGUUCCUUCUCCGCAUUGACGACGCUCUCGAUAUCUUUGCUGUUCACGGCAUCGGUGGUCUCGUCGGCAACAUUUGCACCGCUUUCUUCGCUACCAACACCAUCACCCGCCUCGACGGUGUCUCCUCUAUCAAGGGUGGCUGGCUCGAUCACAAUUGGAUCCAGCUCCCUAUUCAGCUUGCCGACUCUUUUGCCGGCGGUGCCUAUUCUUUCGUUUUGACCUGCGCUAUCCUCUUCAUUCUUAACCUCAUCCCUGGGCUCCAUCUCCGCGCAAGUGAAGAGAGCGAGAUCCUCGGUAUUGAUGACGCCGAAAUCGGCGAGUUUGCCUACGACUAUGUUGAGCUGACCAGAGAAGUCCUCAAUGACGUCGAGGGUGACAACAUGAGCUCUUACAGCGCUGAGCAGCCUAUUCACCAAGGGCAAGGACGAUAUGGUGUUGCUAUCUCGAGCGGGAUGCCGAGGGAGAAGAUUGUGAACAUGAGCAUGCCGUUGACGAACCACAGGAUGUAUGGACAAGGGUCGGCUGAUCAUGCUCAAUAG
Messenger RNA from Podospora pseudopauciseta, 2552 nucleotides. RefSeq names its product ammonium transporter Amt1. Gene Ontology annotation, molecular function: ammonium channel activity. The record is from RefSeq and is a predicted model, not a curated record. The transcript is spliced from 2 exons. Bases 990 to 2552 code for a protein of 520 amino acids. Gene Ontology annotation, cellular component: plasma membrane. Gene Ontology annotation, biological process: ammonium transmembrane transport. Lineage: Eukaryota; Fungi; Ascomycota; Sordariomycetes; Sordariales; Podosporaceae.